This is a messenger RNA of Lindgomyces ingoldianus, 947 nucleotides long. Its product is annotated as mitochondrial carrier. The transcript is spliced from 3 exons. The record is from RefSeq and is a predicted model, not a curated record. Gene Ontology annotation, biological process: transport. Gene Ontology annotation, molecular function: transmembrane transporter activity. The coding region runs from base 1 to 915 and encodes 304 amino acids. NCBI's taxonomy places the organism in Eukaryota, Fungi, Ascomycota, Dothideomycetes, Pleosporales, Lindgomycetaceae.
AUGUCAGCCGACUUCUGGGCCGGCUAUCUCAGCGGUGCUGCAGGUAUUCUCAUCGGGAAUCCUCUUGAUCUUGUGAAAACACGUCUUCAAGCCGGCAGCAGCCCUUCUCCAACUCUUGAUUCGGCUACUUCGCCACUGCAGCAAAGCUUCAAGGGCCACUUUGACCGCGCAGGAACUUUGGUGAGAGGCGCAACAGCACCCAUCCUCGGCUACGGUGCCCUCAAUGCAAUUCUCUUCGUCUCUUACAACCGCACCCUCUCCCUGCUAGGAGACUCCCCCUCUGCCCCAUCUAAUCUGUGGAGAGUGUGGUUGGCCGGCUCUGCAGGAGGACUCGCAACCUUCGUUGUCUCUGCGCCCACCGAGCUCAUCAAAUGCCGUGCUCAGGUCUGGAAGGGGAACGCCAGUUCCUGGUCAAUUGCACGAGACACUUGGAAAUAUGAAGGAAUAAGAGGACUGUAUUAUGGGGGGGGGAUAACGAGUGUGAGGGAUGCUGUGGGAUAUGGGUUUUAUUUCUGGUCUUAUGAAUGGAGCAAGCAAACUUUCAGCUCUCCCGAAGACACAGAUAGGCAGACCGCCCUCAAAGUGUUGUUGUGUGGAGGGUUUGCAGGCAUUGUGACGUGGGCAUCCAUCUUCCCACUAGAUGUCGUCAAGACAAGAGUUCAAACGCAACUAUCACAUUUACCAUAUUCCCUCAGAAGCGAACAACGCGGCUUGUUACAUCCCGAGCUAGAGGGCAUUCCCACACCGCAGAAAAAAAGGCUGAGCACGUUACAUGUCGCAAGGCAAGCCUACCAAUCAGAUGGCGCAGGCGUCUUCUUUCGUGGGCUGGGGAUAUGUAGCAUAAGAGCCUUCGUCGUCAACGCCGUGCAGUGGGCUGUCUAUGAAUGGAUGAUGCGGCUGUUGCAGCAGCCAUGAAGGAUAGCACUUAGAAAAUAGCAACGAAGAAG